AAGAAGUGUCUGCGAGGAUAGUACAAGUAGUAACAGCUGAAGCUGUAGCAGUCCUGAAAGGCGAACAGGAAAAAGAAGCCCAGCACAAAGAUCAGCCUGGACCACUACCUUUAGCAGUCGAAGAGUCAGCCAACCUGCCUCCUUCCCCGCCUCCGUCGCCAGCUUCUGAGCAGACUGGAGCUCUGGAGGAAGAUUUACUUGCAGCCACGAAGAUGGAAUUCCGUGUCCAGGAGGGCACACGCCCUUUCACAGCAGAACCAUUAGACACAAAGCAACAUGAAUCUGGGAAAGACAGUAAGACUGGUGAGCAACCUAAACAUGAUGCCUUAGUUCCACAGCCAGCAAGAACAGAGGCUAUAGAUAAAAAGGAUUCACAGAGCAAAGACAAAGAAAAAAUGCCUUCACCUCUAUCAGAACAGAUCUUGAAAACUGAUUCACAAAAGAAAGGGGAAGCCGGUUUUGCAGAGCCUGCUGCCAAGCCUCCUGCUUCUCAAGAACAAAAGGACUUGUCCUCUGAACUGCCUAAAGGGAGCAAAACAGAAGAAAGGACUGCAGAUGUGCCCUCAUCAUCCAACCAAGUUAUGUCUAUGAAAUUUAAAGACGACCUUAAAGAUGUCCAAGAUCUUGCCAUCAGCCAUGGUGAAAGUUCUCUGUUGCUAUCAGAACCCAAGGCAGAAGCAGCCAAAAGUGGACUUCCUUCAGGCCCAUCUCCCACUGUCCCCCACGAGCUUCCACUCAAAGACAGUUCCAAAACAAAACAGGAACCCACUGACCAACUGUUUGCCAAAGAUCUCACUAAAGAUGAACAGUUCCACAGAGACAGGACACUAGCUCUGCAAGAAGUCUCAGCAGUAACUGUAGAUGGCCUGAAAACGCCAAGCACCCAGAAAAUCCCUGCAUGGGGGGAGGAAAAGGACAUGACCAAGGAUGAGAGUGAUGAGGAAGAAAGGUAUGACUUCUAUGAUAAAGGGGAGGCUCGAAUAUUAGAUGAUGGCAAAUUUACCACAAAACCUGAAGUUAAGACACUUUCCCUAGACAAAGCAGACUUUCAAAAGGAUGAUGAAGCUAAAAAGUCACCUGAUAUUCUCAAAGCAGAAAAAGAAAUGGACCAAAGUGGGCUCCCAGCAACAGUAGACAUGAAAAAGGAGGUCCAGCCAAGCACACAGGUAGCCCCAGCCAAGUUAAGCCAUGAACUGACCCUUGAGAAAACAGUAGAGCACCCUGAUACCACUCAAUUAUCCAGAAAAACAGAGAAAGCCCCUGAGGCACCAAGUUUAACCGCUGACCAGACUGCUACCCUAGAGCCUUCUCAAGAGAAAGAUGUUAAAAAAGAUACCAAGGAGGAUAAGACAAGUGUUUCCGCUCCUCAUCAAAUGAAAGAAGAGGAGGAUCGAUCGGGAAUGUCGAAGUAUUUUGAAACCUCUGCUCUGAAAGAGGAAGCCUUCAAAGCAGACGCUUUGAAACAACGCAGUGAUUACUAUGAGCUAAGUGACACUAAAGAGAGUGUGUAUGAGCCUUAUCAGACAGAUCGUCUAAUACCUGAAGACAAAGAGGAAGAGGAGGAAGAAUUACAGACAGAAUUGGAUCAGCAGCAGAGUGGGCCUGCUCAUGAAAUAGGGUACAGUACCCUGGCUCAGAGCUUUACACCAGUCAAAUCUGAAGAACCGAGUUCCCCGACAGAAAGAAUGUUCACUAUUGACCCCAACGUCUAUGGGGAUAAGAGAGAACUCCACAGUAAAAAUAAAGAUGACCUAACUCUGAGCAGGAGCUUGGGACUUGGGGGGAGAUCUGCAAUUGAACAGCGAAGUAUGUCUAUUAACUUGCCCAUGUCCUGCCUGGAUUCAAUAGCUCUAGGAUUUAGCUUUGGUCGUGCCCAUGAUCUUUCUCCCCUCGCUUCGGAUAUUCUAACUAACACUAGUGGAAGUAUGGAUGAAGGUGACGACUACUUGCCAGCAACCACACCAGCAUUGGAGAAGGCCCCCUGCUUCCCCAUUGAUAGUAGAGAGGAAGAUGAGCACAUAGAAGAAGAAAAAGCAAUAGCAGAAGAAAAAGUCCAGCCUGAGACUUUGGUCGAAUCACCUUUCCUGGCCAAAGAAUAUUACAAAAAUGGGGCUGUCCUGGCUCCUGACCUGCCUGAAAUGUUAGACUUAGCAGGGACAAGAUCUAGAUUAGCCUCUGUGAGUGCAGAUGCUGAGAUGGCACAAAAGAAGUCAGUUCCUUCUGACACUGUUGUGGAAGACAGCAGCAUAACCCUGCCACCUGUGACAGAUGAAAACCACGUAACUCUAAAAGCUGAAAGUCAGCUAGAAGACUUGGGCUACUGUGUUUUCAAUAAGUACACAGUCCCACUCCCUUCUCCAGUUCAGGACAGUGAGAAUUUAACAAGUGAAACCUGUCCCUUUUACGAAGGCACAGAUGAAAAACUGAGACGUGGCGUGGCUCCCGACCUGUCUUUAAUAGAAGUGAAGCUGGCAGCAGCUGAAAAAUCGAAAGAAGAAUUCCUCAGUGAAAAAGACUUAGGUCAGCAUGCCACUAGUGAGUCUGUUCUGGUAAGGGACUUUGAGCAGGAGAAAAAGGAGAAGCUGGAUACUGUGCUAGAAAAAAGUGAAGAUCAAGUUGAUUCUAAAGAGGUCUAUCCCAUUAAAGGUGCAGAGCCAGAGAAGACAAGACCUGAGGCAAUCUUAGAAAUGAAAGAAGAAAGUGUGGCUGACAAAGUUCGUGUAACUGAUGACACCAUGUACGACAGAAUAUCAGCUUCAGAGAUAGCAAUAGAGAAGGAUGCUGUUUCUUUGUUGAUGGAGAAGGAGGAGAAGACUCUUAGCGUUGUUCCUGAAAUAGCUGAGAUAGAAGCACCAAUAAAACCAGAUUACAAUGCUAUAAAGCACGAUUUGGAAGUGGCUGCAAGGAGAGCUGACCAAGAAUAUCAGAGUCAGUUAGAUACCAAGAUCAGUGACGUUGUUUUUCUCCCUUCAGGGAAGGACAAAGUCUCUGUUAAAAGAGCAGAGCCUGAACUCAAGGACACUCAACAGAAAGAUCAGACCAUCUUGUCCAGAGAAGCAAAGGAUGCAGAUGUACUUUCCAAGACUGAGCCUAGUUAUGUGAAGGACAGCACCAAACUGUCUGAAACAGAAAUUAAGGAAAAAGUAACUAAGCCUGAUCUGGUACAUCAAGAGGCAGUUGAUAAAGAGGAAUCUUAUGAAUCUAGUGGAGAGCAUGAUCAAGCCCAAGAAGGUUUGAAUGGAGAAUCCUUGAAACCAGAGGAUAUCAAAGCAGAACCUCCAAAACCUCCCGUGUGUGGGGAAGAGGCGCCUGCACAGUUACCAGCAAAGGAGCCUUCUGUGGAGCUCCUCCUUCCAAAAGCUGAGCCUCUCCAGGAAGAGCCCGCUGAGAUUCAGAUGGAGAGCAUACCACAGCCUGCAGAAGAAACUGAAAAGAUUCCUGAUACAGCUGUGAAAUGUGUGGAAAUCCAAAAGCUGCUGCCGUGUGAAGUGACAGCUGGGGCUACAAAAGCGGAAGAACAUGAGGAAGAAGAGGCAGAAGUAGGGCAAGAAGAAAAAGAAGAGGAUAAACAGCAUCUUAUAUCAGAAAUGCCCCCAGAAAUAGACUUUGGGAAACCUGCUGCUGAAGAAAUGCUAGCCGAGGGUGGCCCAGAAGCACUGCCUGAACUGAAAGGCAUUAUUGAAUCAGUGGUGACAGUAGAGGAUGACUUUAUCACAGUGGUGCAGACAACAGUUGAUGAGGGUGAAUCCGCUUCUCACAGCGUGAAAAAAAUCGAAACAGGGGACUCCCAGGCUGAAGAGGAGCUGGAGGUUGAGGAAGUGGCUGACAUGCAAGUUGAGCCCAAGGAGGGCUCCCCAGAAGCUCCUGCUUCACCCCAGAGAGAAGAAAUCCUGCUCACCGACUACAAGACGGAGACGUGUGAUGAUUACAAAGAUGAAACAACAAUCGAUGACUCCAUCAUGGACACAGACAGUCUCUGGGCAGAUACUCAAGAUGAUGAUAGGAGCAUCAUGACUGAACAGUUAGAGACUGUUCCUAAAGAGGAGAAGGCAGAGAGAGAAUUGCGAAGAUCAUCUCUCGAUAAGCAUAAAAAAGAGAAACCUUUUAAAACUGGGAGAGGCAGGAUUUCUACUCCCGAAAGGAAAAUAGCUAAAAAGGAACCUAGCACACUCUCCAGAGAUGAAGUGAGAAGGAAAAAAGCAGUGUAUAAGAAAGCUGAACUUGCUAAAAAAACUGAAGUUCAGGCCCACUCUCCCUCCAGGAAAAUCAUUUUAAAACCUGCUAUCAAAUAUACUAGACCAACUCAUCUCUCCUGUGUUAAACGGAAGCAGACAGCAGCAGGUGGUGAAACAAACCAGGCUCCUGGUGUAUUUAAACAAGCAAAGGAAAAACUCUCAGAUGGAGUAAGCAAGAGUCCCGAAAAGCGUUCCUCUCUACCAAGACCUUCCUCUAUCCUUCCUCCUCGAAGAGGUGUAUCAGGAGACCGAGACAGAGAGGAGAACUCUCUCUCCCUCACAGCUUCCCUUUCCUCUUCAGUACGACGGACCACCCGAUCAGAGCCAAUUCGUAGCAGAACAGGAAAAAGUGGAACUUCUACCCCCACUACUCCUGGUUCCACUGCCAUCACUCCAGGGACACCACCAAGCUACGCCUCCCGUACCCCAGGCACUCCAGGGACGCCCAGCUACUCCAGAACCCCACACACUCCUGGGACCCCCAAAUCUGCCAUAUUGGUACCUACUGAGAAAAAAGUUGCCAUAAUUCGUACUCCUCCUAAAUCUCCAGCCACUCCAAAGCAGCUAAGAGUUAUUAAUCAGCCUCUACCUGACCUCAAGAAUGUCAGGUCCAAGAUUGGAUCAACAGAUAACAUCAAAUACCAGCCCAAAGGCGGGCAGGUACAAAUCGUAACCAAGAAGAUUGACUUGAGUCAUGUGACUUCCAAGUGUGGCUCGCUCAAGAAUAUCCACCACAAGCCAGGAGGUGGGCGUGUGAAAAUUGAGAGCGUGAAACUGGAUUUCAAAGAAAAAGCUCAGGCUAAAGUUGGUUCACUGGAAAAUGCCCACCACGUACCUGGCGGUGGUAAUGUCAAGAUUGACAGCCAGAAGCUAAACUUCAGAGAGCACGCUAAAGCCCGUGUCGAUCACGGGGCUGAGAUCAUCACGCAGUCACCAGGCAGGUCCAGCGUGGCUUCGCCACGCAGACUCAGCAACGUCUCAUCCUCUGGAAGCAUCAACCUGCUUGAAUCGCCCCAGCUUGCUACCCUCGCUGAAGAUGUCACAGCAGCCCUUGCUAAGCAGGGCUUAUGAAUUUGCUCAUUUCGCGUUGUAUGAAGUAAUAAUAUUUAGGCAUGAGCUCUUGGCAGGAAUGGGCUCAGAGCAGGUGUUACAUUCAUUCUUUACCAUGUCUAAAACUAAGUCACGUCCCAAGACUUGUAGUUACCAUACAGUUAAAAAAGCAGAAAAAAAAAAAUAAAUAGAUGCAGAAAUUGGCCUGAUUUCCAUUUACAACAGGAAGACACUGGCUUUAUAUGGGUAUACAACUGCAGUAUGUUACAUUGGACAAUUAUUGUUGCUCUUGCUCUGUCUUGCAUGGAGUACUGUACUAUGAUAAAAUGCAUUUUUACCUUUCAUGUGCCUGAAGGCCAGCCACCUCUUUCUGAAGAGCCUUGUUAAUACCCCAAGUUGCUCAUUUCACUGUUCUGUUGAUAGAUGGGGAAAUAAAAAAAGAAAAGUUGCCCAUUGUAAGUUAUUACAGGUUAAAUUAAAAGUCUGCUUACCAGGAGAAAGGGCGUAUACAGAAAUUCAAGUUUAAUUAAAAAAAAAAGUGUUAUUUUGUAUAAAUGAGUAGAACAAAAGUUGCAUUAAGUUAUUAACAUUUUUUUGAACCUGGUUAAUUAUGUCAGUGUAUAGCUGAAAAGCCAAUAAAUUAUUUAACUAAUAACUAAAAAUAGUAGUUGAAAACAUUGGAACCAUGCUUGGGGAAGUGACGUAAAAAAGCUGUUGAAAGCAAGCACUUCCACCCCAAUGGACUUGUCUGAUUAGAAAGUUGGUUAAGCGGCUAGAUUUGUGUACGCACCACCGGUUUCACAUCCUUUCCAUCUGUUUGAUACAGUAUUAUAGAUAUAUAUAUUUCUCUGUGGCCAUUUGUGAUACGCCCUCCUCAUAUACUUGAAUAUUCUACUUCUUUAUUCACAGUAUCUGUGUCUCUUGCACCCUUUGGUGUUGCAAUUUUAGGUAUGUAAAAGUAGAUGUUAGCAGGGUUUUUUUUCCCUAUUCAUAACAAUACAUUUAAAAACGAUGAAAAUUUUAGCAUGAAGUUGCUUUCUGUAACAACUAAAAGCCGUGACCCUGUUUUAGUGCCAGAUGCAAGUCUCUUCUGUGAUGCUAGAAAAAGGAUUCCUUCCCUCUUCCCUUCCCUCUCUUUCUUCACAAAGGUAUGAUUUUUGUGGGGUCCAGAUGUUUGUAAAAGGGUCUCCAAAGAUGGCUGAGUUUGGAUUCUGGAUUUUUUAAAAAUCCGCAAUAGUUCGGUUCUGGCUUUUUUUCUUUUCUUUUUUUUUUUUUUUUAAACUCCUGUAGUAACAGUGAACGUUAGAUUUAUUUAUUUUUUUCUUUUGCUAAAGUUGAAACACAGAAAAAAGUAUUAAGAUGUUGUUUCCACUCCUUCAGUGAUGUCUUGCAUAUACACUCAGGCACUUAGAUAACAGUGCUAAAUGUAACAGAGAUGCCUGUAAGUUAUAGUACGUGAAUAAAUAAAAUGAGCUCCCUAGACUGGGUUGCUAUAGCAAUUCAUCAAUAAAUAGGGCAUCUUAAAAUCUGAGCAAAGCGGGAUUAUAUUGACUAUAAAAAGUAUAAGAAAAAGUGUGCAUAAAAGAUAAAGGGCAGAGAUACAUAAACAACCAAUCUUAACGGAGUUACCUGUGAGAACUCCGGCACUAUCUUAUGGACACUAAGAGAACACUGAAGGUAAUAUGGUAGUAUUACUCAUCAGCGGAUAAUAAUCUGCUAAUACUAUAUGUACAGUAGACAUUAUGAAAUGACCAGUUUACAUUCUUGCAGAUUCUUUGAUCUUUUCCUUUUGAAGUCUCUUAACUAAACUUUGCACUGUCAGUUGAGCUAUACUUGAUACAUGUAUUAGGUUAACAUUGUGUGUUGGAAGCUUUUGAUCUGUUCUUUUUCCUUCUUAAUUUGUAUGUGUGCGUGCGUGUGUUGGGGUUUGAUCUGAAAAGACUCAUAGAGAAGAUUUUUAUGUCUGUGGAGAAGGAUUCUAGUAAGAGCACAGGAUUCCCCAUCAUUAAAUUCAGGUAGUAAAUGCACAGUUACUAGACAGUAAAUAUUCAGUGGACCAAAGGGGGAUUUUGGCGAAGCUGUCACAGCAGUACAAACACAAAAGAAAAUGGUUACAUCUCUAAAAAUUUUACUGAAGAUGAACUCCUAACAGCCCCACACAUGACACUUCAGCCCUGCAAAAAGCUUUUUCACACUAUAAAGUACCUAAUACUGUUUGUAAGUCGGUUGUUUUAUACAUAGGACAGUGAGUUUAGAACCAAGCUAAGUGUAUCUGGAGGAUUCUGAUUUCUGCCUUGUAUUUGUUGUACUUUUGCUUAGAGUAAUCCUAAGAAUUCACACGGAAACAGUGUCAAGGGAGGUGCAUUAAAAGCCUCUUCCCGUUUUUCCAGAAAAACGACAGACGGAAAGAAAAACCAACAAAACGGUGUUUAUAUCAAGUUGCUCUGAUCAUACCGUCAAUUAGUAUAAAUUAGCCUUGCAGUGUUGGUUUUUUUUUUUAUGCCUUUUGCCAAUGUGGGAGAGAGUCUAUGGUACUACUGAACCUCAGCUUCUCUGUAGCUGAACACCAGCUAGGGAGAACAGACUUAGCCUGAGACUCAAGUUUUUUUAUUCUGCUUUUAAAAUUGACAUACUCUAGAAAAUGAAGCUUAGUUAAUCCACCUAUGAGUCCAAAGUUAGAGUGGUGUAACACACCGAGUCAUUUAUUUCAUGCAUUAAAAUGAGCUUUCUUGUCUUGAUUCAAGCAAAGACCUUUGUAAUCGUAAUCAUCCUUCCAUAGAAAGAAUCCUAGAACGCUGUGGAGUUAGAUGAAAAGAAAUCAAGAGUUUUGUGCUGUUAAAUAAAAAAAAGAAAAAAAAAAAGUUAUGUUACAUGACUCUAGAUGUUCACUGAAAAAGCUCAUACUAAUCUUAACUUCUCAAGAAGAGUGUUGGUUUCAAAAACAACGGUUUUGUAAAUAUGUAAUGCCCACUAAAGAAGAUAGAGCCAGUUUCCUGGAAACUGCAUCCGUUCUGUUUCUUUUCCACAGGCAUGUUGAGCCAGCAGGUACGUUGGGUGCCUGAGACCCAACUCUGUAACAAAGCAGAGAUAAUCCAGACAAAAGGAAUGGUGAAACCUUGUUUGGAUAGCUAGGGGAGAGCCCCAAAUUAAUAAUCCAUCAGGUUGUAGAGACAAAAGAAAAAGUGCUUCUGCCCCAUCUGCAGAGUUCUGUUUCUAUGUAACCACAAGCAGAAAGAAAUCAAAGUUGAGCAAACAUCUGUCCAGCAACAGUAAAGGAGAAACUAAUACCGAUGAGGGAAAUUGUGUGGCCACAAGGGCUAUGUAUAUUUUCACUGUACAGCAGUAAAUGGUAUUAUCCAUUCAGUGCUCUGCUAAGGUACAGUAGUAACCUCAUCGUGACUGCUUACAAAUCUAAGUUUGCCUAUAUACACGACCCAAAGGGAGUCGAAAGGCAGCCUGUGUGGACUACCACAUGUGAGCAGAAGUCUUUUCCAUGCUGGACCAAAUACUGUUUAAAACCCAAGUACAAAUGUCCCUUCGAAGGCAAACGCCUUGAAGAGUAGAUCACAUCUGCUGUGAAAAUCGAUGCAGGUAGAUUUCUAGCCCAGGUGCAUGCUGAGCUCACUCACUAGUCAGAUUGCUAAAGCAACUCCCUCUGCAACUCCAGCAAUUCCCGCUGCAGGAAGGUAAAUUAGUUUCACACUUGGAAAAGUCAGGCAUAUAAAAGCCACUUCAACUUUAGCAAAGAGAAAAAGCCAAUAAAUAAACAUGCUGUAUGCUGGGAUGUCAAGGAAUACAAUCUGCUGUUACAAACCUGUGUUUUUUCUGAUAAUUCUAGAGCCUGUUACCAUAAAAGAGGCAUUUCUUGAAUGGCUGGUGGUAGGUAGUUCAUGUUUUUCAAUCCGAUUUGCAAUUGUAUUUGUUGCUGUAUAGUGAUUGUUUUGCAAAAUAAAAUCGCUUGUCAUCUAA
This is a messenger RNA of Fulmarus glacialis (Northern fulmar), 9254 nucleotides long. RefSeq names its product microtubule-associated protein 2 (gene MAP2). Gene Ontology annotation, cellular component: neuron projection. Gene Ontology annotation, biological process: neuron projection development; microtubule cytoskeleton organization. The annotation marks the transcript as partial. Gene Ontology annotation, molecular function: microtubule binding. The transcript has 11 exons. Lineage: Eukaryota; Metazoa; Chordata; Aves; Procellariiformes; Procellariidae. The record is from RefSeq and is a predicted model, not a curated record.